AUGACGAUGGACCCGAAUGUGAAGCGGGUCGAUCUCGACUCGACAUAUAACGUCUACAAGCAGCUAGGCACGGGGCGAUUCGGCUACAUUAAGCUGGCCGAGCACAAGGAAUCAAAACAGAAAAUUGCUAUCAAAUUUUUCCCAAGACCGCAGACAAAGCAGUCGGAAUUCGUACGCGAGUAUAACUACUCCUACUUCCUCUCCCCUCACUACAACAUUGUCGACACGUAUGAGGGGAUUAUGCAGACGAGCGACGAGACGGCGUUUUUCUUCGUGCAAGAAUUCUGCGCCACCGGUUCGUUGCGCGAUGCGGUGGAGGCGAAUCCAAAUGGAAUCGGCGAAGUAGCGACACGCUCGGUCAUGUCCGGUGUACUAGCAGCCAUCGAAUAUAUGCACCUCGAAGGACUUGUCCACCGUAACCUAAAAGCCGAAAAUAUCCUCAUUUUCGACAAUAAAAACUACACCAAGGUCAAAGUCACUGACUUCGGUUUAACCCGAAAGGUCGAUUCAACGGUGAAGUAUCUUGAAUACGUCAAUCAAUAUCAUGCACCGGAACUGUGUGAGACUGUUGCCAAUGAAAUGCUGACAGUCGCCACUUCCAUUGAUAUUUGGGCCCUAGGUGUUAUCGUCUACUAUGCAUUGAAGGGCAAAUUCCCAUGGCAGAAGGCAUCAAUCAUGUGCAAGCCGUACUGGGAAUGGGAGCAAUGGCUCAAGAGAAAGAAUCCAGCCCUUCCUAAGAAAAUGACAGCCUUCACCGAAAAAGGCAUCAAAUUAUUCAAAAAAACCUUUGCCACUCGACCGAAAGAUCGUUGGACGGCCAAAGAACUACGAAAAUGGGUGACCAAGGAAAAGCUACUGAACAAAGUCAAGGCCGACUCACCCGAAGACUACGUAUACUACCCCGAGGUGACAGAUCAUGAUCGGGACAACAGCGCCAAAGAAUCCCGCUCAUCUGACGGCAAUGUCAAACCGGAAGGCCAAAAGAAACAGCGAUCUGCCCUCCAUCAAUGGAUCAAUUCAACCCUAAAUACGAUGGCUGAGAUUAGUGAACAAGUUGUGUCGGCCCACGAU
Mesorhabditis spiculigera is the source of this 1071-nucleotide messenger RNA. Lineage: Eukaryota; Metazoa; Nematoda; Chromadorea; Rhabditida; Rhabditidae. The record is from the annotation of a GenBank genome assembly.